Molecule: messenger RNA, 1029 nt
Organism: Cavenderia fasciculata
Lineage: Eukaryota; Evosea; Eumycetozoa; Acytosteliales; Cavenderiaceae
Exons: 3
Coding region: 1-1029 (342 amino acids)
Source: RefSeq, a predicted model, not a curated record
AUGAACAAGAUUAAUAUUUUUAAAGAGAAAUUAAAUAAUGAAAACAAAAAUACUAAUAUUAAUAAUAAUAAUAAUAAUCAAGAUCCAACCACCUCCUCUAAAAGACCAUCACUAUUAAUAUAUCCAACAAUCAAGAAAAUACAACCAAAACAAGCACCUCUAUUACCAAUACUACAAAACAAUGAUAAUAAAGAAAAUAAAAGAAAUCAACCUUUAUCUCAACCAUCCACUACUUCAACAUCAACUUUGCCAUCAUCACAACAUCAACUGACAUCUUCAUCAUCAUCCCAACAAAAUGUUUAUGGAUUAUUUAGUAAAGGUAGAAGAUCAAAAUCAAUAGGUACAUUUAAACCAAAUUAUCAAACUAAUAGUAAUAUUAAUAAUAAUAAUAGUGUAAAGUUAUUUAAUGAAGCUGCUUUCUUUAGUGAUGAUGAUGAUAUUGAUGGUAGUGGAGGUGGAGAUUUGGAAAUGAAUGAUGUUGUUGUUCAAAAGCAACAACAACAGCAGCAUCAUCAGAAUAAAACAUCCACUUCAAAUACAAAUGUUGCUUAUAUUCCACAACAACAACAACAACCAAGCAAUACAAAACCAAAGCCUGUAUCUCUUCGAUUGAAUCAAAAGGUGAAUACUUCAACCAAUAUCAAUACUUCAUCAAACAAACCAUCUCAACAAUUUCACCAACAACUACAACAACAAAUUCAACCACCACCAUCAUCAUUUACAUCACCACAAAGAAACAAGAAUAAUACACCAUACCAUAUACUUCAAUUAGAACAAUUAAAAUUAAAGUCUGCCAAUGAACCAAACAACAUGAAAAAGGAUUUGGAAACAUUCUUUACAAUGGAAAAGAAACAACCAUCAGAUACCAAGAUUUUAAAGUUUAUCGAAACCGAAAAAGAUAUCAUCAAAUCAUUAGAUGAUUACCAAUCAGUAAUGGAAAGUCAAUUUGAAAUUUUAAAAGAAACUUGUAAUUAUUCUGAUCAACUUGUCAAAAUUGUUACUGGAUGGUUACAUGAUCAAUGUCAAUGA